GAAAGGGAAGUACCGCGAGGUACCUGAGGAUACCCAUACAGCAGAGAGCGAGAGUCAUACAGCAGAUGCAGGGCGAUGGUGAGGAUGAUGGUGGUGGUGGUGCAGUGAGGCCGCCCUGCUGAGAGAGAGCAGUCCCCUAGUCCAGCAGUAAUAUCACUCUAGUCGCUGAGUCUCUUUGCACUUGGGAUUGCUCGAUGUUCAACGGCUUUCGAAGUAACAAAGUUGGGCUCUUAUGCUUACUAAGGUGGUCUAACACGUGAUAUUAGUGUUCACUUAGUCAGCAAGUCAGUUCGACGUCGAGAAAGCGACGGCCAAAGGAAAAGAAAGCAAGGAGGGAAGUUUAGUUAUAGAGCUGGGACGGACAAGAGAACAAGAGAGCCAGCGUCACUCAGGCCAUAACCACCUUACUCGAGGAGAUAUCUACUCUACUUCUUUACACUUGGACUGUCCACACAUGAGCUGAUACCCCACAUACCAACACAUUCACACAAUUCACCAAAAAAGGGAAAAAACAAUAUACAAAAAACAAUAAAUAAUACCACGAUACCAUGUCUGAACGCGGCUCUUUUAGAGGAGGACAGUCUCGCGGCCGGGGUGGAGGAGGCCGGGGGGACGGACGGGGGCGUCACCAGGGCCAGCAUCGGGGAGGUCAUGGCCAGAGCCAGCGGGACGGACAGAGAGACGGACAGGGCCAGCAGCAGCAGGAGAAGCCCAAGAAGGAGAACAUCCUUGACCUGACCAAGUACAUGGACAAGGAAGUCAACGUCAAGUUCAACGGCGGCAGAGAGGUUACCGGCGUGUUGAAGGGGUAUGACCAGCUCAUGAACCUCGUGCUGGACGAUGUCAAGGAGACCAUGCGGGAUGAUAAUGAUAAUGUAACGACUCGCUCGCUGGGGCUGAUCGUGGCGAGGGGGACGUUGUUGGUGCUGCUCUCGCCGGCGGACGGGAGCGAGGAGAUUGCCAACCCUUUCGUGCAGCAGGAAGACGAAUAAAAGUACUACUACUUCGUUGAUAGCUAAUCUAACAAUCUACUCUUCAUCUACUGCAUUCAUUGAUAUUGAUAUGUAGUUGAUUCAUUCUUGAUAUAAGUACUAGCAGAGUCAAAGGCUAGAUCGGUUCCGGGCGGGUUAGAUAUAUAUAAAAACAAACAAUUGCCAUAUCCCAACUGCCAUCCAUCCACCCACUCCUCUUUCUCUCUCUACCUUACCUACCUACCAACCUGUAAAUACUUUUAGGGAAAAAAAAAGCUUUCUAGGUAGCCUAUCUCUUUCUUUACCUCCUCUUCAUCAGAGCCUGAAAGGACAUCUCAACUCCCUUCUUCAGCUCCUUGUAACUAACUACAAAACAGCUCUGCUCGUCCCGGCUGAUCAGCGUCACUUUCUCCUCGCUGCCGGCGUCAAGCUUGUUCAGACACGUCAGCACAUGGCCCAGGUCGACCACCGGUGCAUUCUGGCUGUCCACCUGGUGAAACACAUAGUCUCGAAACAGCUUCAGGAAGUACCGCUCGCCGUUCUCGGACCAGUGCCGGUCGUGGUCGUAUUCGGGCCGCUCGGUGAUGAAGUUGAGCUUGGUCAGCAGCCGGACUAGUCGCGCGUUUUCGAGUUCCCGGCUCAGAUCGUGCGUUAGCUCGUCGUCGACGUGCAGGGAUGAGUCAAAGGUCGAGAUCAGCUGCGUCGAGAUGCCGGUGAUGAACACGUCGAUGGUCCGGUCGGAGCCCUGGUUCGAGUUCGAGUUCGCAUUCUGGCUCUGGUUGGCGGCUUGGGCUUGGCCUUGGGGGUCCUUGGAUGGGCCGGCGCCUAGCAGCCACAGGACCGAGUUGUACAGUUGUGCGCUGUAGGCGCGGGAGAAGUGUUCUAGCGCCUUGGUCGGGUUGUGCGCUAACGAGCUCGCUCCAAGUGUAAGUAUUAGCUGGCCGAAGCUGACCAUGUCGUUGCUUUGUAGGUCCGCAAUGGACCGCUGCGUGUCGUGCUGCACCACGUCCAGGAUGGCACAGGCGUUCAGCCGGAUGCGGUUUUUGCCUGUCAGCAGUAUCUUACUCGCGUCGAUCACCCGUGCGGCC
Messenger RNA from Trichophyton rubrum CBS 118892, 2059 nucleotides. RefSeq lists its product as uncharacterized. The transcript has 3 exons. Bases 549 to 992 code for a protein of 147 amino acids. Gene Ontology annotation, molecular function: RNA binding. Gene Ontology annotation, cellular component: U12-type spliceosomal complex; catalytic step 2 spliceosome; U6 snRNP. Gene Ontology annotation, biological process: nuclear-transcribed mRNA catabolic process; mRNA splicing, via spliceosome. NCBI's taxonomy places the organism in Eukaryota, Fungi, Ascomycota, Eurotiomycetes, Onygenales, Arthrodermataceae. The record is from RefSeq and is a predicted model, not a curated record.